Globicephala melas (long-finned pilot whale) is the source of this 1721-nucleotide messenger RNA. RefSeq names its product phosphatase, orphan 2 (gene PHOSPHO2). The record is from RefSeq and is a predicted model, not a curated record. NCBI's taxonomy places the organism in Eukaryota, Metazoa, Chordata, Mammalia, Artiodactyla, Delphinidae. Gene Ontology annotation, molecular function: phosphatase activity.
CAGAAGACUUUUUCCCCUGCAUAUAGAGUAGGAGUAAUGUUGGUUAGAAACUGGCUGGUGUUUAAAACUGAAGAUUGUCAUGACUGUUUAACCUAAGCUCCAUGCUGAAAUAAGAUUAAUUGUCUUGGAAAUACUAAAUUGGGGUAACCCAAAUCUGUUUCUGGAACCAUGAAAAUUUUGUUGGUUUUUGACUUUGACAAUACAAUCAUAGAUGAUAAUAGCGAUACCUGGAUUGUACAAUGUGCUCCAGAGAAAAAGCUUCCUAUUGAACUACAAGAUUCUUAUGAAAAAGGAUUUUGGACAGAAUUUAUGGGCAGAGUCUUUAAGUAUUUGGGAGAUAAAGGUGUAAGAGAAGAUGAAAUGAAAAGAGCAAUGAUAUCAAUGCCUUUCACUCCAGGGAUGGUGGAACUUUUAAACUUUAUAAGAAAGAACAAGGAUAAAUUUGACUGCAUCAUUAUUUCAGAUUCAAAUUCAGUCUUCAUAGAUUGGGUUUUAGAAGCUAGCAAUGUUCAUGACGUGUUUGAUAAAGUCUUUACAAAUCCAGCAGCUUUUGACAGCGAUGGUCAUCUCACUGUGGAAAAUUAUCAUGCUCAUUCUUGCACUAGGUGCCCCCCAAAUCUUUGCAAAAAUGUAGUUUUGGUAGAAUUUGUAUGUAAACAGUUACAACGAGGAGUGAAUUAUACACGAAUUGUUUAUAUAGGUGAUGGCGGAAACGAUGUCUGUCCAGUAACCUUUUUAAAGAAGAAUGAUGUUGCCAUGCCACGGAAAGGAUAUACUUUACAGAAAACUCUUUCUAAGAUGUCUCAAAAUCUUGAGCCUAUGGAGUCUUCUGUUGUAUCUUGGUCUUCAGGUGUUGAAAUAAUUUCUCAUUUACAAUUUCUAAUAAAGGAGUAAUACGCCAAUAAUUGAAAUGUGUAUCAGUUAAGAUUAAAUACAGCAGCAUAAAACUAAAACCCCAAAUAACAGUGGCUUUAAAAAAAGAAAAAGUUUUCCCUCUCACUUAAAAGAAUUUCAGAGUUAAGUAUCUCAAAGUUUCUGUGUUGCUUUACCAACCUCAGCACUUGACUUGCAACUUAUGAUCCAAGAUUGCUGUUCAAGCUCCUUCCCUCACAUCAACUUUCUGGCCAGCAAGGAGGACAGUGAGAGAGAAGGUUGCACCCUCAUUUAAAUUUCACUGGCCAAUACAUUGUCACAAUGCUCCUUCCUAACUGCAAGGAAGGAUGAAAAAUAUAGCUUUUAUUUCAGAUGGUCAUAUUCAUAAACAGGCCUUUGAAGGCCUGUUUGCUUCUGAAUCACUCUUACUCAUGAUGGACAGCCUUUUGGGAUCCUAUUCAAAGUAAGGGGAAGGGUUUAUCACUGCAGGCCUCAUACUCCAAUACCUCUUCACCUGGGUCCCACGAAGACUGUCAGGAUAGCCACUCAGUAUGUCAGAUACCACUUACAGAAUUGGCCAACGCUUUCACGGAAAAGAAGCUCACCUACCUAAGUUUCUGUGCUUCCUUAGCCGACAGUUAUUGUCAGCUCUCUCAUGUCUUUAAGCAGAUAUUUUAAAAAUUGUGUUCAGCUAUCAGCUUUUCCCGAUGUACUCUGUAGAAGAUCUGGUCCAAAUUACUUGAUCUACAACUACUAAAAAUGAAAGUAUUAUUAUUAUUUUUUUUUGCUUGCAUAAUUUAUAAUUUGUUACUGGCCUCAACUUGUAGAGAAAUCACAAUGUAUAAGAG